Herpailurus yagouaroundi (jaguarundi) is the source of this 3350-nucleotide messenger RNA. RefSeq names its product proline rich 35 (gene PRR35). The transcript is spliced from 3 exons. The record is from RefSeq and is a predicted model, not a curated record. Bases 1396 to 3111 code for a protein of 571 amino acids. NCBI's taxonomy places the organism in Eukaryota, Metazoa, Chordata, Mammalia, Carnivora, Felidae.
AGACAGACCGCAGGACCCUAUUUCCUACAGAUGCCUGUCGUACCUACCAGAGCCCCAGGAGACCCGCGCCACCCUCCUGCAUAGACAGGGAAACUGAGGUCAGGCUCCCGGGGUUCCAACUCUGGAUCCAGUGCUCUCCUCUGUCUGCCCCACUUGAGGGAUAACACUCAGAGGCCCCUAGAGGACACUCCUUCCUUCCCCCAAGGUGCUCCUGCCCCCCAAGUUUAGCGGGGGAUACCCCAGGAAACCUAUGCCUGCUUCUGUGCCCCCACGGUGCUGGCCUGGAGCCUCACUCCCGUUCUGGCUGCAGACCCCAUCCUGAACGUGAAACGACACGGUCACACGUGUCCCCCAAACACAGGCGAGACUCCCUGAGAGAGACACAGUCCGGCCCUGCCCCAGCGAGUCUGCGUUCGCAUCUGGAAUGGGACCCGCCAGUCAGGUGAAUUUCUACGAGGAUUUGGCUGAGAAGUGGGACCCCUGACCGUUACGUUUCGGCAGCUUGGGGAGCAACGUGGCCUUUGGCAGCUGGGAGGGAAACAGGUCUGGCCGUGAGGACAUUGGGGGCAGGGGUCUUAGGGUGGCUCCUGGAUACCCAAGCCUUUCCCCCGCCCCCACUCUCACCCCAGGUCCUCCCGGGAGGGAUGGCCAGCGAGGACCAGUCCUGAAAACGCAGAGGCAGGCCUGGGCACCCGUCAGGGUGGUGAGGAGUGAUGUUUACGGAAAAGGGGAAGCAAGCCCAUGGUGGCCGUCCCUUCCUGAGCCCGUAGCCAUCAGGGGGCAGGGCAGGGGUUUACAGGGUGCAGACCCGUUCAGCCUCCUGCUCAGAGGAGAGGACACAUCUCUGGAGUCAAGUCUCGGCCAGGGACAGCUGGCGGGGAAGGGAGGGUUGCCGCACUGUCUGCUGCCCGGCUCCGGGCUCCAGCGCUCUCAGGGCUCAGCUCCCUCUCGGGGCUGGUCUGGGCUCCCAUCCCAUCCCUGGCCGGGCUGCAGCCCUCCCCAGGCUGGCUCCUGGCUCCCCCUGUCCCAGGGCUCAGCCUCCAGGCUUUGGCUCAGGAGGGCGGCUGUCAGGGGCCAGAGCCCUGCCCUGACGGAUGAGUGCUGACGGCGCCUCUCCCCGCGCCCUCGGCCGCUGACACCCCGUCACGCCGCUGCGGGGACCCCGGGAGACCUGGCCGCCUCUGCGCACCCCCGCAGCAGCCCGCAGGCGACGGGGGGCGGGGACGGUGCCAGGAGCCCCUCAUUCGGCCGCACACCUGCGCCCGCACCGCCGGCUCCUCCACGCCGCUCCCCGUCCCUGCCGGUGUCACCGGCCACCGCUCGACCCAGGAGUGGCCGGCGCCGCGGAGCGAGGUGGCCAUGGGCCCGGGCCCCGCCCACUAGCAGGCCGCCGUCAUGUCCCGAGAGGCAGGCUCGUGCCGCCUGGGCCCCGGGGCGCGGGCGCGGGCCCGCAAGCCCAAGAAGCCGCACUACAUCCCGCGGCCCUGGGGCAAGCCCUACAACUACAAGUGCUUCCAGUGCCCCUUCACCUGCCUGGAGAAGUCGCACCUCUACAACCACAUGAAGUACAGCCUCUGCAAGGACUCGCUCUCGCUGCUGCUCGACUCCCCGGAAUGGGCGUGCCGUCGCCCCCCGGCCGCGCCCCGGCCCCGCGCGCCCACCCCCGACCGCCCCUCGGGCCCCACAGACACGGGCGGCCAGCCCCGAGGAGGAGGAGUGCGGCCCCCUGACACUCCCCCUGCGCCCGACCUGGCCUCCCCAGUCCUCUCCCUGCGCCGCCACGUCGGGGGCCCUAAGCUGGGGGCGGAGGGGUCCCCUGCGGCCCGGGAUGCUCCGAAGGGUGUGGGCCUCGGCGGGCUCCUGGCUGAGUCCUGGAAGCCAGGGCCGGGCGGGGCUCCCGGGGGCCUGGCCGUGGUGGACGCGGCUGCAGCGGGCCCUGAGAGCGGGGUCCCCUGCUACCCCCCACCUGCCCCCAGUGAGUUCCCCGAGGCCCAGAGCCUCCACGUGUCCCUGCUGGGUGUCAACUGCCCUCUCGGGCCGGGUCUCUUCUCCUACCUGGGACCCUCCUUGGCCGCAGCGGCCCACAUGCCCUUUCUGGCCUCGGCCAGCCCCCUGCUGCCGCCGGCUUCCACCUUCCCUUCCCCACAAGCCCCCGAGCGCCCUGCCCUGGUCCCCCGCCUAUACUACCCCCUGCUCCUGGAGCAUACCCUGGGGCUGCCAGCAGGCAAGGCUGCCCCUGCCAAGCCCCCAGCAGCCCCAAAGGGGCCCCCUGGGGCUCUGGCCCCGGGGCUGCUGAAAGUGCCGGUGCCUGGGCUGGGCAGGCCCUGGCCCCGAGGAGGAGCCCCUAGGGACUCAGGGCCGGAGGGGGAGCUGGAGCCGGCUGCCCAGAGCGACCCCAAGAGGAGGCUGCCCCUGGGAAGCAGUCUGGAGCCCCUGAGGGCCCCCUGUAGCGUGGUGAAGUUUGGUUCCCAGAGCAGCUUGCAGACUGGCCCCUCCGCGAUGCUCUGGCCUGAGGACAAGGAGCCCAGCAACCCUGAGCCCCCAGGCCCCGUGGCCCUCCUGCCCCAGCAGCCCCUGGACCUAGUGCCAGGUGGCCCCGGGCACGUGGGUGAGGACCUCACCCGGGCCCUGGGUGACUAUGCCAGGGUGGAGCAGCGCCUGGGGCAGUUGGCGCCUGCCGGGGGCCUGGCCCCUCGGCCUCUGUGGGAGCAGCUGGGCAAGAUUCGCCAGGAGCUGCUCACCAUCCACCAGGCCCUGGAGCGGGCUGUUCGGCCGCCGGACGCACCCCUCGACCUCUCUGUGAAACGGGUGCCCACCAAGGGGCUCAAGGGGCCUGUGGGGCCCUGGGGGCAGCGGGAGUUGGGCCCCACGCUCGCCCAGGGGGCCCCCGAGCCACCCAGCAUGCUGGGCCCUGCACCAGCUGAGCCUUUCUCUGGCCACACCACCAAGUGCGAGGCUGACUCCAGUGUCCCACCCCCGGGCCUCCCCCUUCAGGCCCCGGAGGACCCUGUCAUUCCUGGUAGCAGUUGGGGUGCCCGAGGUGGGCCUGUGGGCUCCUGGCCCCCUGAGGCUGUCCCUAGCAUUCAGAGCCCCCCUGGUGCUGAGGUCUGAACACAGCUUCUGUGUUAGCUCUGCUCUUAACAGACAGGCACUCCUCUCCAACCCCGUGUCCGCUGCCUGGCCCCCCACCUGCCCCAGCCCCAGAGGCGUGGCCUAGAGCCUGUCCAGCAUGCCUGUGGACUGACCUGCCAUGGCUAUCGCCUGUCUAUGAGGCCAUGAGGGACAGUGGAGGGUCAUAGCUACGUACUGAUCACAAUCGUGGACGUUAAAAUAGAAACUAUCUUCACACA